Arachis stenosperma is the source of this 441-nucleotide messenger RNA. RefSeq lists its product as uncharacterized. NCBI's taxonomy places the organism in Eukaryota, Viridiplantae, Streptophyta, Magnoliopsida, Fabales, Fabaceae. The transcript has a single exon. Bases 1 to 441 code for a protein of 146 amino acids. The record is from RefSeq and is a predicted model, not a curated record.
AUGGCAAACUUGCACAUGAAAUUUUCUCUAAUAAUAUGGUUGAUGGGAGUUUCCCUCUUAGUAUCGCUCAAUGAUGGUGGAUUGAGCACAGCAAGCCCUAAUGGAAACCAUGAAAAUUCUCUGCAAACCAAUGAUGAUGUUCAUCAUGUUGCCAGAAAAGUUUCAAAUGAUCCAAAUCUGUUGUCGCAUUACAAUAAGCAAACUGAAAUGUUAUAUCAUAUUCAAAGAGAAAGUCCAGCUGGUCCAGAUCCACGUCAUCAUGGCGGGUUUAUACAAUCCAAAAAUGUUGAUCAGAAAAUUUUAAAUGAUCCAAAUUCUGUAUCGCAUUACUAUAAGCAAACUGAAAGCUUAUAUCAUAUUCAAAGAGAAAGUCCAGCUGGUCCAGAUCCACGCCACCACCACCCAAAAGUGUUGAUUGAAAUAUCUAAAACUUCAAAAUGA